Messenger RNA from Staurois parvus, 314 nucleotides. The record is from the annotation of a GenBank genome assembly. NCBI's taxonomy places the organism in Eukaryota, Metazoa, Chordata, Amphibia, Anura, Ranidae.
CACUGAUGAUCAGUGUGCCCUGAUGAUCAGUGUAGCCCCAGCAGUGCCACCUGUCAGUAUCCAUCAGAGCCUUGUGUCAGUGCACAUCAACGCCACAUAUCAGUGCCCAUCUGAUCUGCCUUUCAGUGUCACCCAUCAGUGCCAGUCAGUGCCACCUAUCAAUGCCAAUCAGUGCCACCUAUCAGUGCUGCCAGUCAGUGCCACCUAUCAGUGCCAGUCAUUGCCGCCUAUCAGUGCCAGUCAUCAGUGCUGCCUAUCAGUGCCGCCUAACAGUGCCAUGUAUCAGUGAUGCCUUUCAGUGCCCAUCAGUGAUG